AACCAGCUCCUUGUGAAAGGCUUGCUGUUUAUAGAGGAGAAGGUUAAGCUGUGUGAAGGUGAAGAUCGCAUUGACGUCCUGUCUGAAAUCUGGGAUCACUAUUUUACAGAGACUCUUCCUACACUCCAGGCAAUAUUCUACCCAGUCCAGGGUCAGGAGUUGACUAUCCGUCAGAUUGCUCUUCUUGGCUUCAGAGACUUGGUCUUGCUAAAAGUAAAGUUGGAAGAAAUUCUUCCUCUGGUCCGGACAAAGCUCCCAGCUUCCAUUGUCCAGAUGCUGUUAAUUCUGCAGAGUGUCCACGAGCCUGCUGGCCCCAGUGAGGGCUAUCUGCAGCUGGAAGAGCUGGUCAAGCAGGUGGUAUCGCCGUACUUGGGUUUGUGCGAGGAUCACAGCUUCUCUGGUAGCACCUGCUUGCUUGAGAGACGGCACUCCAGAUCCCAUCCUAAGCCUGGUGUACUGAAUUAUUCAUCUCACAUGCUGACGAGCCGGCAGCCCAUGGAGAUGGCCCUGACCCCACUGACAGAGCAGGAGGGCGAGGCUUACCUGGAGAAAUGCGGUAGCAUCCGUCGCCACACCGUUGCCAAUGCUCACUCAGAUAUUCAGCUCCUGGCGAUGGCUUCCAUGAUGCACACAGGAAUGGUGAUCGAGGAGUCAGACAGUACCGACAAGUGCCUCAUCCUGCAGCCCAGUUUCAGCCACAGGCAGUGUUCCAGUGAGCCCAGUAUCGCCGAUGGGCCAGAGGGAGUCAUGGCAGCGGGUAGGCAGGACCCUGCAGAGCUGAACUGCGCAUCCGUCAGCUAG
Eurypyga helias (sunbittern) is the source of this 801-nucleotide messenger RNA. RefSeq names its product proline rich 5 like (gene PRR5L). NCBI's taxonomy places the organism in Eukaryota, Metazoa, Chordata, Aves, Eurypygiformes, Eurypygidae. The record is from RefSeq and is a predicted model, not a curated record. Gene Ontology annotation, biological process: TORC2 signaling. Gene Ontology annotation, cellular component: TORC2 complex. The annotation marks the transcript as partial. The transcript is spliced from 5 exons.